GAGCGCGAGCACGUCAUGAACGUGUACGACGCCGUCGCGAGGCAGUGGCACGGAACGAGGUACCGCGCGUGGAGCGGCGUCGAGGACUUCAUCGCGAGAUGCGUGCGUCCGGGGACGCUCGUCGUCGACGUCGGGUGCGGGAACGGGAAGAACAUGCCGGAGGUGGAAGCCAGGGGCGGGUUCGUCGCCGGAUGCGACUUCAGCGUCGGCUUGCUCAACAUCUGCGCCGAGCGCGGUUUGGAGGUGUUCGCCGCGGACGCGGUGUGCCUCCCGCUGCGCUCGAGCGCGUUCGACGUCGCGUUGAACAUCGCGGUGCUGCAUCACGUAUCCUCCCCGGCGCGGCGCGUGAAACUGAUAUCGGAGACGAUGCGGCUGUUGAGAGUCGGCGGCGUCGCGCUUUUCUACGCGUGGGCGCUCGAGCAGGAAGUCGGCGGCGUGAGCGGGCACCACUUCGAAUCCCAGGACGUGCUCGUGCCGUUUCACAAGCGCGCGGUCGCCGGCGACGAGAGAGGCGACGACGACGCGGCGGAGGGGAGCGACGGGGGUAAAGUGUACCAGCGGUACUGCCACGUGUACAAGGAAGGCGAGCUCCCGGAGUUGUUCGCGCAUCUGAGCUCAUGGGUGAGGGUGACGGCGACGUACUUCGACUGCGGGAACUGGUGCGUCGAGGCGGAGAGGAUCGCAUGA
Micromonas pusilla CCMP1545 is the source of this 687-nucleotide messenger RNA. RefSeq lists its product as uncharacterized. The annotation marks the transcript as partial. The record is from RefSeq and is a predicted model, not a curated record. The transcript has a single exon. NCBI's taxonomy places the organism in Eukaryota, Viridiplantae, Chlorophyta, Mamiellophyceae, Mamiellales, Mamiellaceae. Gene Ontology annotation, molecular function: S-adenosylmethionine-dependent methyltransferase activity.